Molecule: messenger RNA, 528 nt
Organism: Microthlaspi erraticum
Lineage: Eukaryota; Viridiplantae; Streptophyta; Magnoliopsida; Brassicales; Brassicaceae
Source: the annotation of a GenBank genome assembly
AUGGUGAGAGCCAACCUUGUACUCGCGAAAUGGGAAGCAGUGGGUCACUUGCCUAGCUUUGACGAGUACCAAGAUGCUACUUUAGACGAGUUCGGUAUAUAUUUGACCUUGAUAAGCCUUUUUAUGGGUAUGGAUCAUGAUAUCUGCAAAAAGGAAGCUUAUGAGUGGUUGAAAUCUAGAGACAAACUCGUUAGAGCAAUAACUCUAAUAUCACGAGUGGCGAAUGAUAUGUUUGGCUAUCAGGAUGACAUGAGCAGAGGAUAUAUGACGGGCUCGGUCAACUGUUACAAGAAGCAAUAUGGAGUUACGGAAGAAGAAGCCUUUACAAAGCUUAGUGAAAUGAUGGUAGAUGCUUCUAAGAUGUUGAACGAUGAGUUUUUGAAGCCAAUUAAUGUGCCAAACCAGGUUCUCAAGGUAGUCAACGACCUUUCACGUACGAUCUAUGUUUUCUACAACAAGUAUGAUGGACUUACUCGUCCUGCUAAAGUCAAGAACCAUAUCACGUAUAUGUUCGUUGAUAUGAUUUGA